AUGGGUCCCUGUACGGCCUCCCAUUGCUGCUUGCCAGGCCCCGUAAUCUGCCAUGGGCCCCGUACCAACUCCUCAUGCUGCUGCCAGGACCAGUGUGUCAUGGGUCCCUGUACGGCCUCCCAUUGCUGCUGUCUCCAUCGCCACACUCUGCCAUGUGCCACUUUCAAGGUCUCCUCACACUGCUGGUGGUUUCCAUUUUUGUCAUAGGGUGCUGUAUGGCCUCCCAUUGCUCGCCAUCCCAUCCACCGCCACAUCUGUGGUCUCACACUCUGGUUUGGCCCCGUGGACUGCCCAAAUGAGUGAAGUGGUGCGGUGAUUCU
Molecule: messenger RNA, 320 nt
Organism: Staurois parvus
Lineage: Eukaryota; Metazoa; Chordata; Amphibia; Anura; Ranidae
Source: the annotation of a GenBank genome assembly